CGUAAGUAACAGAGAUUCAAACAUUUCUUGCAAAAAUGGUUUCUUCUUCAUCGGAAGUAACGAUAAUCUCAAAAUGCUUCGUCAAACCAAAAACCAUCACCGAGAAAGCAAAAGAGCCAUAUCAUUUAUCACCGUUGGAGCAUGUGAUGCUUUCUAUGCACUACAGCCAAAAGGGUCUUCUCUUUCUCAAACCAUCAUUUGCUAAAUCUGAAGAUGCAAAAUUUUUCAUGCAGACUUUUCUGCAGAAGCUUAAAGACUCGCUAGCCACAUCACUAGUCCAUUUCUUUCUGCUCGCGGGUCGCCUCUCGACUUUGAAAACUGACAAUCCAAGAUAUUACUCAGUGUUUGUGGAUUGUAAUAACAGUCCUGGAGCUGGAUUUAUCCAUGCUGAAUCAGAUCUAAGUGUAUCAGACAUUGUUGGAUCCAAAUAUGUUCCUUUGGCUGUUCAAUCUUUCUUUGAUCAUCACAAAGCGUUGAAUAGCGAUGGUCACACCAUGAGUCUCUUGUCAGUCAAGGUAACAGAAUUGGUUGAUGGAGUGUGAGAAUAAACAAAAACUGGUUUUGAAGACUGAACUUUUUUUGUAUUCUUUUCCUUGACAUACAAUUACAGAGUGAGUUCUUAUUUAUACAACUUUGAGGAACAUUCUAGGUUCUUUUACCACACACCUAAUCUCAUGACAAGUGGUGAACAUCUACGCCUCCUCUAAUGACAGAAGAGAAUCAUAACGGCUCGAUAGUACAAUGUCACCAUCUUGUGCAGGUAAUGUCUUUGUCACCUUCGUAGUCAUCUGUCUCUGCUGUUUCCCUUUGUCGCAUUGUUGCAGAGAAGGACAGAGUUGUUGAACUGUCGGACUCUGUUUUGGGAGUGGGCUUCCUAGUGGGCUUCUUGGACUUGGACUUUUGUCUUGGGCUUGAUGUUGUAAA
This is a messenger RNA of Camelina sativa (false flax), 924 nucleotides long. RefSeq names its product putative acetyltransferase At3g50280. Lineage: Eukaryota; Viridiplantae; Streptophyta; Magnoliopsida; Brassicales; Brassicaceae. The record is from RefSeq and is a predicted model, not a curated record.